This is a messenger RNA of Arachis stenosperma, 2636 nucleotides long. RefSeq names its product cullin-3B-like. The record is from RefSeq and is a predicted model, not a curated record. Gene Ontology annotation, molecular function: ubiquitin protein ligase binding. Gene Ontology annotation, biological process: protein ubiquitination; ubiquitin-dependent protein catabolic process. Bases 277 to 2475 code for a protein of 732 amino acids. The transcript is spliced from 3 exons. NCBI's taxonomy places the organism in Eukaryota, Viridiplantae, Streptophyta, Magnoliopsida, Fabales, Fabaceae. Gene Ontology annotation, cellular component: cullin-RING ubiquitin ligase complex.
UUUUUCAAAAAUUAUAGUCCUCCCUAGUCACCCACUCCAUGCUCAGCCAGUAACACCACCAUUUCUUCUUCCUCUUCUUCUUUUCUUCUUAUAAUCUAAAAAUCCAAUUUAAUCUUCACUUUUUUCAUUCUUCAAAAUUCCCUUUUCCUCAAAAUCCAAAACCCUAGCUACUGCAAUCACCACUUCAAUUCCCUUUCCCUUCACCUCCUAGGGUUUCUCUCACCUUCCCCGAUCUCUGAUUCAGGUGGUGGACAAAAACGACGUCGAUUUGCGACGAUGAGCUCGCAGAAGAAGAGGACUUUUCAGAUAGAAGCGUUCAAGCACCGCGUGGUGGUGGAUCCUAAGUACGCUGAGAAGACCUGGAAGGUUCUGGAACAUGCAAUCCACGAAAUAUAUAACCAUAAUGCUAGUGGCCUUAGCUUCGAAGAGCUCUAUAGGAAUGCAUACAAUAUGGUUUUACACAAAUUUGGGGAGAAACUUUACUCAGGACUUGUGACGACCAUGACUUCUCAUCUUAAAGAAAUUUCUCAGUCAAUUGAAUCUGCCCAAGGAGAAAUUUUCUUGGAAGAGCUUAACCGGAAGUGGAUCGAUCAUAACAAGGCUUUGCAAAUGAUCCGAGACAUAUUGAUGUACAUGGACAGAACCUUCAUACCAAGCAGCCAUAAAACUCCUGUUCAUGAACUUGGGUUGAAUCUGUGGAGAGAUGUUGUGAUCCACUCCAGCAAAACUCAAGCUAGGCUUAGAGAUACACUUCUUGAGCUUGUGCUCAGAGAGAGGAAUGGUGAAGUAAUAAACAGAGGCUUGAUGAGAAACAUAAUAAAAAUGCUAAUGGAUUUGGGUUUGUCUGUUUACCAAGAGGACUUUGAGAAGCAUUUUCUUAGUGUUUCAGCAAAUUUUUACUGUCUUGAAUCCCAGAAGUUCAUUGAAACAUGUGAUUGUGGGGAUUAUCUGAAGAAGGCUGAGAGACGCUUAAAUGAAGAAAUUGAAAGAGUUUCGCACUACCUAGAUCCUAGAAGUGAGAUAAAGAUAACCAAUGUGGUGGAGAAGGAGAUGAUUGACAGUCAUAUGCACACGCUAGUACAUAUGGAGAACUCAGGCCUAGUUAAUAUGCUUGUGGAUGACAAAUAUGAGGACUUGGGAAGAAUGUAUAGUCUAUUUCGUAGAGUGCCUACUGGGCUUACAGUUGUUAAAGACGUGAUGACUGCGUUUGUACGGGAUACAGGUAAGCAGCUAGUCAUGGAUCCUGAACGGUUGAGAGAUCCUGUGGACUUUGUACAGCGUCUCUUGGAUUUGAAGGAUAAGUAUGAUAAGAUUAUUAACAUGUCAUUUACCAACGACAAGACAUUCCAGAAUGCCUUGAAUUCCUCUUUUGAACAUUUCAUCAAUUUGAAUGCUCGGUCUCCAGAGUUUAUUUCCUUGUUUGUGGAUGACAAACUCCGCAGAGGGUUGAAAGGAGUUGGUGAGGAGGAUGUGGAGAUUGUAUUGGACAAAGUAAUGAUGCUAUUCCGGUACCUUCAAGAAAAGGAUGUAUUUGAAAAGUAUUACAAGCAACACUUGGCAAAAAGGCUUCUUUCUGGAAAGACCAUAUCUGAUGAUGCAGAGAGGAGUUUGAUUGUCAAGCUCAAAACAGAGUGUGGAUAUCAGUUCACUUCUAAGUUGGAGGGUAUGUUUACCGACAUGAAGACUUCCUACGAUACAAUGCAAGGUUUCUAUGCAUCCCAAUCUGAUGUGGGAGAUAGCCCUUCUCUAGUUGUACACGUUCUUACGACAGGUUCAUGGCCAACUCAACCUAGCCCUCAGUGUAAUCUUCCAUCAGAACUCUUGGGCGUAUGUGAGAAGUUUCGGGCUUAUUAUCUUGGCACGCACAAUGGUAGAAGACUGUCUUGGCAAACAAAUAUGGGGACUGCUGAUUUAAAGGCAACAUUUGGUAAGGGCCAGAAGCACGAGCUGAAUGUUUCCACAUACCAGAUGUGCGUACUGAUGCUUUUUAACAAUGCUGAUCGCUUGACUUGUAAGGAGAUUGAGCAAGCAACGGGGAUACCCUUACUGGACCUGAAGAGGUGCCUUCAGUCUCUGGCCUGUGUCAAAGGAAAGAAUGUUCUUCGAAAAGAGCCCAUGAGCAAGGACAUAGCCGAGGAUGAUACAUUCUUCUUCAAUGACAAAUUCACAAGCAAGUUCUUCAAGGUAAAGAUAGGUACUGUUGUCGCCCAGAGGGAGUCCGAACCUGAAAAUCUUGAAACUCGGCAAAGGGUGGAAGAAGACAGAAAACCGCAGAUUGAGGCGGCAAUUGUGAGGAUAAUGAAAUCCAGGAGGACCCUAGAUCACAACAACAUCGUCGCCGAGGUCACAAAGCAGCUGCAGUCAAGAUUUUUGCCUAAUCCAGUUGUUAUUAAAAAACGGAUUGAAUCCCUUAUAGAGCGUGAGUUUUUGGAGAGGGACAGAGUGGACAGAAAACUGUACCGCUACCUUGCUUGAACAAUGUGUUACUGUCUUCCACUGCCAAAUUCAUUUUGGCGUGCAACCUAUGUGACAUUUUGUCUGUCAUAUAAGCUUGAAUGCCCUUCACAAUUUGCCGCAAGAAGUGGCUAUCCCUUGAAUAUUCAAAAAAAAAAAAAGAAAAUCGCCUGUUCGAUUAA